Oncorhynchus keta (chum salmon) is the source of this 1506-nucleotide messenger RNA. RefSeq names its product glycogenin-1-like. The coding region runs from base 160 to 1251 and encodes 363 amino acids. The transcript has 8 exons. Lineage: Eukaryota; Metazoa; Chordata; Actinopteri; Salmoniformes; Salmonidae. Gene Ontology annotation, molecular function: glycosyltransferase activity. Gene Ontology annotation, cellular component: cytoplasm. The record is from RefSeq and is a predicted model, not a curated record.
UGCAGUUCAGAAGUGGGUGUGUGCCUCGCACCGGUCACGUGGGCAACUGUCUCGUUCUGGUUCAGGCGUCUAUAAAUUCUCCUUCUUAUAUAAAGUUAUUCCUUUCCCAAGUAAGACGCCGAGUCCAUCAACAGAGUAGCUGCGACUUGUAAUAGAAUCAUGGCAGAAGACCAGGCUUUUGUGACUUUGGCGACCAAUGACAACUAUGCCAGAGGAGCCAUGGUCCUGGGCAAGUCCCUGAGGAACCACAAGACAACCAGGAAGCUGGUGGUGAUGAUCGGACCCCACGUCUCUGACCCCUGCAAAGGAGUGCUUCAGAAGAUCUUUGACGAGGUACUGUUGGUGGAUGUGUUGGACAGCGGAGACUCAGCUAACCUGGCCCUGAUGAAGAGACCUGACCUGGGAGUCACCUUCACCAAGCUACACUGCUGGACCCUUACACAAUACUCCAAAUGUGUCUUCAUGGAUGCAGACACACUGGUGGUACAGAACAUAGAUGAGUUGUUUGACAGAGAGGAGCUCUCUGCGGCCCCGGAUCCCGGCUGGCCAGACUGUUUCAACUCCGGCGUGUUCGUGUUCCGACCCUCCAACGAGACGUACAGCAAACUGCUCCAGUACUGCGCAGAACAUGGCAGCUUCGAUGGAGGAGACCAGGGGAUCUUGAAUGGCUUCUUCAGUAACUGGGCAACAGCAGAUAUAUCGAAACAUCUCCCCUUCAUCUACAACCUCAGCAGCAUAGCAAUCUACACUUACCUUCCAGCAUUCAAACAAUACGGUGGCAACGCCAAGGUGGUCCACUUCCUGGGUCAGACCAAGCCGUGGAGCUACACGUACGACCCCAAGACCAAGAGGGUCAGCGGAGACAUGCAGGAGACUUCCACACACACCAGCUUCCUCCUGGACUGGUGGUUCCUCUACUCUUCUUCUGUGGUGCCCAUGAUGGUGGAGGGAUACGGAGACCAGCCUUUCCACUCUGGCUGUGUGGAAGUCCAUCUAGAAUUCCAGUCCCCUGUCAAAGAAAAUUGUGACCACCAUGGUCACUGGCCUGGGUCAUGGUCACAGAUCAAUAGUCACAAGGAAGGUGGCUGGAAGGGAAGCAGCUCGUCGAAUGACUUCCGUCACACUGAGCCAUACAUGGCACCAGAGACCUCUGAGGAACGCAAGCAGAAAUGGGAGCAGGGCCAGGCGGACUACAUGGGAAUGGACUCGUUUGACAAUAUCCAGAAAAAGCUUGACGCUUUUCUCAAAUAAAAGGGAAACUGAGUUUGACUGCAUCAGUUUAGUUACGAUGGGAAACAUUCUAACAUUGUUGGCAGAGGGCAUCUAACUGAGCAACACUUGUAUAGUAUGUUUAUCCUGUUAUAUAUAUGUACUGUGAAGAUUACGACACUGAAGCACCGAUUUAUUGACAAGCUUUUACAAGUCCUAUCUAGUUUUUUUCUAUUUGUGAAGAAAAUGUUUAGAAUUAAAACCGCAAUAAAAUAUAAUAAAUAAAUAUGGCCUUGG